AUGGGUAAAGAGCAACUUCCUAAGGACGAGAUACGGGAGGUGGAGGGUGAUAAAAACGUGCAGGCAUCGAGCUCGGUAGAGCAGCCUGAGAAGCUGGAAUGCAUCAACGCGACACGGAAGAAGACGCAGGAGAAGACUGACGAUCUGCCUGAGCGCCCAGAAAUGGCGCAGAAGAACGAACAUGAGGUGAAGAAGAUCGAGCAGGCUGGAACGGCGCAGAAAGUUGGGCAAGAUGAUCUGGCCCCCUCCACGAAAGAUUUGCGAGAGGAGACAGAGAGGCUUUUUAAGAGGGCAGAGCUAAUGGCAAUAUAUCAAGAAGAUGCCAUUUUCCGGCAGUUCAAAACCCUGAAUAUGCUCAUCUUGUCCGAGUUGGAAGAGGAAUUGAUUAGGCUUGAACAAGAAUUGAGAAAUCCCGAGAGUAAUGAACAACGAGCAAAGAAAAUCCUGAAAACGAAAGAGACAAUGAAGGAGUACUAUGAGACAUUAUUGCGCGCUAAAGAUGUAGCUCGAUUAGGUCGACUAUCAUUCUCGGACUUGCAGUUCCUUAAUGCCUUAGAAGAGGACUUCAAACAGGCAUUUCAUCCGCUGGAGAAAAUCGACGUUUUUCGCACGAAGGAUCGUUCUGACCUAGUCAUAUUGACGGAACAGCGCGAAGAGACUCCUCUCGAGAAAUCGCUCUCAAAAUUAGUCUCGCCACUCGCCAGGCUCGUCACCGCUCCUGACUUUCUGAAGAAAAAAGCCAGUAAGCAAAUAGAUUUGGAAUUGGGGUUUGGUAGCAUGAGACGUUUCUCACGAGCCGACCUUUUGAUCAAGAUGCUCCGCAAUAUGGCCAUUCUGGCUCUCUCAGCCAUACUCCCACUCGGUUCCAUUCUGGCACUAUACUUUGUGAAGAACACUCUCAAUAGGAUCGGCGUUAUGGUUGGUUUCACUAUAACUUUUGCCGCUGCGCUUAUGAUAUCAACAUCCGCUAAAAUGAUCGAGGUGAUUGCCGCAACUGCAGCGUAA
Messenger RNA from Hyaloscypha bicolor E, 1005 nucleotides. RefSeq lists its product as uncharacterized. The record is from RefSeq and is a predicted model, not a curated record. The transcript has 3 exons. NCBI's taxonomy places the organism in Eukaryota, Fungi, Ascomycota, Leotiomycetes, Helotiales, Hyaloscyphaceae. Bases 1 to 1005 code for a protein of 334 amino acids.